AUGGCGGUCAGCAAGAACAAGUGCCUUACGAAAGGCGGCAAAAAAGGAGCCAAGAAUAAAGUGGUUGAUCCAUUUUCAAAGAAAGAUUGGUAUGAUGUAAAAGCACCGGCAAUGUUUAAUAUAAGAAAUAUUGGAAAAACACUAGUCACAAGAACUCAAGGAACCAAAAUCGCAUCUGACGGCCUCAAGGGUCAUAUGUUUGAAGUAAGCCUUGCUGAUCUGCAGAAUGAUGAA
Messenger RNA from Suricata suricatta (meerkat), 234 nucleotides. RefSeq names its product 40S ribosomal protein S3a-like. Gene Ontology annotation, biological process: translation. The transcript has a single exon. The annotation marks the transcript as partial. Gene Ontology annotation, molecular function: structural constituent of ribosome. Gene Ontology annotation, cellular component: cytosol; ribosome. Lineage: Eukaryota; Metazoa; Chordata; Mammalia; Carnivora; Herpestidae. The record is from RefSeq and is a predicted model, not a curated record.